AUGUUGGUCGUCGUCGCUUGCGUCUCGCUCUUGUCUUUGCUCCUCCUCUUCCGCGCUCUGUCGCCCGGCCGAGCCGGCAAGUCCGGGUGCGCGAUUCCCAAAGGCCCAAGGGGCUUCCCCGUAGUCGGCUGCCGCGCGGGAUGCUUCCCCUUCCUGACGCGCUAUCCGGAGCUCACGCUCGACAGAUGGGCCAGGCGGUUCGGGGCCCUGUACUCGGUCUGGCUGGGCCGGCAGCUCGUCGUGGUGAUUUCCAGCCCGGACGUGGCCAAAGACCUCUUGGUGACCCGGGGGGCCGUCUGCUCCUCCCGCAAGGACAUGUACAUCAAGAGCCGGUGCGUUUUUGCCGGCCGGGGCGUCACUGCGACCCCGUACAACGACAUGUGGCGGAAGCAUCGGCGCAUCGCAAACGCCUGGCUGCACCAGAAAGCCGUCGACAGGUUCAGCUCCGUCUUCGACAAAGAGGCCACCGACAUGGUCCGCUGCCUGCUGGAAGCAAGCCGCGACGGUUCCGCGCUGGUCAACCCUCAGCCGUUCGCCGGCCGGUGCUCGCUGAACAACAUGUUGACCGUUGUGUUUGGGAUCAGGACGGCCUCGGUGCAGGACCCCCUCGUGUCCACGGCCCUGCGACUCGGGCGCGAGUUCAUGAAUGUUACCGGCCCGGUGUCCAAUCUGAUCGACUUCCUGCCCCUGCUGGAAUGGUUCCCGUCCAGGCUUCGCUCGCGUGGUCAGAAGCUGCACAGGGACUUGGUCGAGACGUUUGGGGGCAUGAUUGAAGACAUUCGUCAGCGCUCGAUGCGCGGGCAGCCCGUUCCGGACUGUCUCGCGGCGACUCUUCUCGCCAUCCGCCAGGAAGAGGAGCUGGAUGAUCUGGACAUGGCCAUGAUGGCCUCGGCUUUCUUGAUUGGAGGCGUAGAGACUACUGCGUCCAUCAUGCAGUGGUUUCAGGCUCUGAUCCCGUCAUACCCGGACAUUCAGCGUCGCGCGCAAGACGAGCUGGACCGCGUUGUCGGGCAGCACCGCCUCCCCGGCGUCGAGGACGAAAAGAACCUCCCGUACUGCCGGGCCAUCAUCAAGGAAGUCGAGCGGUGCUACAAUCCGUUCUGGCUGGGCACGCCGCACGCCGCGUCCGAGGAUUUCGUCUACAACCGCCACUUCAUACCCAAGGACACCGUCCUCCUCCUCAACACGUGGACCAUGCACCACGACGAGACCCGGUUCCGCGAGCCGCAAAAGUUCAACCCCAGUCACUUCGUCGACGACACCCUCUCGUCCGCGCAGAGCUCCAACCUGGCCGAUGCCGGGCGGCGCGACCACUGGAUGUUUGGCGCCGGGCGGCGCAUCUGCCCUGCCAUUUGCGUCGCCGAGCGCGAGAUCUGGCUGGCCCUCUCGCGCCUGCUGUGGUCCUUCACCAUGGAGGCGGCGCCAGGCCACGCCAUCGAUUUGAAGCAGUACGACGGCCUGUCGGGCCGGUCCCCCGUGCCCUUCAAGAUUCGCUUGCGGCCGCGACACGACAACGUGGUUGGGGUGGUCGAGGCGGCGGCUGCGGCUGCGGCGGCGCUUUGA
This is a messenger RNA of Ustilaginoidea virens, 1563 nucleotides long. RefSeq lists its product as uncharacterized. The transcript is spliced from 6 exons. Gene Ontology annotation, molecular function: monooxygenase activity; iron ion binding; heme binding. The record is from RefSeq and is a predicted model, not a curated record. Bases 1 to 1563 code for a protein of 520 amino acids. Lineage: Eukaryota; Fungi; Ascomycota; Sordariomycetes; Hypocreales; Clavicipitaceae.